CUGAAAUGUAGAUGAGGCCCAUUACCAGGGAGCACAGUUACAAACUUCUGCCGUUCAAAAAGGCUCAGAAGAGGAUGGGCUUGAGACCAAUGCUAAGCUAACUGAUACCACUAGACAGCGUUAGGUUUUCAGCUAUGCCACGAAAACGGACCAAAACAAGUUGUAGAAAGAGUGGAACUUUAGAGAGAGGUCCAUAGUGAACGGUAUCCAACGCGAUGACUUUGUAACUAUUAAAUGUGUUUGAAAUAUCACUUGGGAAAAACUUUGCUAUCGUUAUCGGAAGCUACGUGGUUUAGCAGGGUUAGCUUGCUGUUAAACAUCAGGAGGACUUUCCAGAAGAUUUUUGUUUUGACUCCUAGACACUCUACAGCUAAGAGAAACAGCUUUAAAUCCGAAUGUGAACUUGUGAACAAGAAACUACAAGAAAAACAACCAGCGAGUCGACUGUUUGUGUAUAAUGUCAGCUGUCACUAAUACAUUUGAAAAUGUGAAAGCAGUUAUCUUAUCAGCUCAUAAGAGCACCACAUCAGCAGAAAAGGUCAACUUCUACAACUCCUGGGCAAAGAACUAUGAUCAGGAUGUGGCUGUCCUGGACUACCGUGCACCAAGCCUGGCAGCAAACAGCAUCUCCUCCCAUUUCAGCGGCGACCGUGAUGCAGCUGUCGUGUUGGAUGUGGCCUGUGGUACAGGACUGGUGGCCAAACAGAUGAAGAGACAUGGAUUUUGUCAUUUUGUGGGUAUUGAUGGAAGCGAGGCAAUGUUGGAGUCGGCCAGAGAGAGCGGGCUGUACAAGGAUCUGAAGCAGUGCAUGCUGGGAGAGGAGCCACUACCUGUCCAGUGGGGUUACUUUGAUGUAGUUGUGAUCGUUGGAGCACUGAGUGUUGGUCAGGUCCCGGUUGGUGCAGUCAGAGAGUUCUGCAAGUCCACCAAACCAGGUGGCUACGUUUGCAUGACAACCAGAAGUAACCGUGACAAUGUGGACUACAAAGCCGCCCUGGAGCGUGAGUUGAAGCAGAUGGAGGAAGAGGGGCUCUGGACAUGUGUAGAAGUAGCAGAGGUGGAUGACUGGGAGAGAGCGGUGUCAGAGCUUGAGGACGGCUACAUAUCUGGUGCAGUGUACCUGUAUAAGAAAAUGUAGCACAGUGCAUUACAAUGUAGAUGUGACAUCACACCAGCAAUUCAAAGCAGCAUUAUGCGAGAAGAUGCAAAAUAUGACUUACAUUGCACUUCAAAAAUGAGGUUUUGACACUUUCAGUCUCUUAAACACCCAAAGUUGAAAAUGUGAACCUGCACUUGCGGAUGCAAAUGUAACACUUGAAAUAUUCAUGACUAAAUGUUUGAAUUUUGAAUGUUUAACAAUGUCCAUGUUACAUGCAUAGGAAUGUUGCAGUGAAAUUGGUAUUGGAAAAAUGCUUUUUGUCCUCUUCAUAAACAGAUACAGAUGUACAGUAUUGUGUGGAUAUGUAGUAAAGUCUUCCUAAUAGAAAGUGAUUGCAUAAACAAGAGAAAUGUGUAAUAAAUGAAGGUGUAACUAUG
This is a messenger RNA of Micropterus dolomieu (smallmouth bass), 1536 nucleotides long. It is a transcript of the gene mettl27, whose product is annotated as methyltransferase like 27. The transcript is spliced from 7 exons. NCBI's taxonomy places the organism in Eukaryota, Metazoa, Chordata, Actinopteri, Centrarchiformes, Centrarchidae. The record is from RefSeq and is a predicted model, not a curated record. Gene Ontology annotation, molecular function: S-adenosylmethionine-dependent methyltransferase activity. The coding region runs from base 458 to 1138 and encodes 226 amino acids.